This is a messenger RNA of Chionomys nivalis (European snow vole), 441 nucleotides long. RefSeq names its product lysozyme-like protein 6. The transcript is spliced from 4 exons. The record is from RefSeq and is a predicted model, not a curated record. Gene Ontology annotation, molecular function: lysozyme activity. Gene Ontology annotation, cellular component: sperm flagellum; acrosomal vesicle. Lineage: Eukaryota; Metazoa; Chordata; Mammalia; Rodentia; Cricetidae. Gene Ontology annotation, biological process: fusion of sperm to egg plasma membrane involved in single fertilization. Bases 1 to 441 code for a protein of 146 amino acids.
AUGAAGGUGCUGCUCAUGUGCAUGGCAAGUUGCCUCCUGGUGGUGAGUAGCAGAGACAUCAUCAAUCGCUGUGUCUUGGCCAAGAUACUGCAUCAGGAGGACGUGGAUGGGUUCGAGGGCUACUCCCUGCCCGACUGGCUGUGCUUGGCUUUUGUGGAAAGCAACUUCAACAUAUCAAAGGUGAACGAGAAUGCAGACGGCAGCUUCGACUACGGCAUCUUCCAGAUCAAUAGCCAUUACUGGUGCAAUGACUACCAGAGUCACUCCGAGAACUUCUGCCACAUGAACUGUCACGAACUAUUAGAUCCCAACCUCCUUUCAUCCAUCCACUGUGUCAAGAAGAUUGUGUCUGCAGCAGGAGGGAUGAAAAACUGGGUAGAAUGGAGAUUGCACUGUUCAGGCCGGCCACUCUCACACUGGCUUAUGGGAUGCCAUCUGUGA